AACACCACCAUCACUUUCACUUAGUCACUGUUUUUUCAGUAGGGUUUUUCUUUAUAUCUCCUUUUUCUUUUCUCCACACCUGAAAAACGAUUUCAGUUAUAGAUAGAGAAAAUAACUUAGAGAGAGAAAGUUAAUUCAUUAUUCAAUGGAUGCGCACGCUGUGCAUUUGGCUAUGGCAGCGCUCGUCGGAGCUUCCAUCGUUGCCGUAUCGGCGUACUACAUGCACCGCAAGACGUUAGCGCAGCUUAUGGAGUUCGCACGGGCGGUUGAGCUUGACGGCGGUUCCGACGGCGGCGAUUCUCCGCUGCAUUCAAAGAAACGGCGCGGUGGUUCUAAGAGGAGGAUGAACGGCAGUUAUCAGCGCUUCUCGGCUUCGUUGCCGGAUGUUAUGGCCAUUUCUGGUGGACUCGACGGUAAUGGAACGAUGCACGUCGAAGGGAUUCCGGCAGGGUUACCUCGGUUGCAAACACUCCGUGAAGGAAAAUCUGCGAACGGAGGUUCAUUUAUAAGAAAUAUUGUAAGACCGACUUCUCCCAAGUCUCCCGUUGCAAGUGCCAGUGCCUUUGAAAGUGUAGAGGGAUCAGAUGAUGAAGAAAAUUUGACAGAUGGAGCCAAACUGGAUACUACAUAUUUGCUUACAAAUGGAAAUGUAGGUGGAGAAGGUAAAAAUCCAUACGAGACUUUGCCUAAUCAUGUUAAUACUAAUGGAGAGCAGAUGACAAUCGCUGCUUCAAAUAUGAUCCGAUCUCAUAGUAUUUCUGGUGACCUGCAUGGUGUGCAGCCUGACCCAAUAGCAGCUGACAUUCUGAGGAAAGAGCCAGAGCAAGAAAUUUUUGCUCGAUUGAAAAUUACUCCUAUGGAGGCUCCAUCAUCUGAUGAAGUUGAAUCCUAUGUGAUUCUUCAAGAAUGCCUUGAAAUGAGGAAAAGAUAUGUUUUUCAAGAAGCAGUUGCUCCAUGGGAGAAAGAAGUUAUAUCUGACCCCUGUACUCCAAAACCUAACCUAGAGCCAUUCUUUUACACACCAGAAGGGAAAUCUGAUCAUUACUUUGAAAUGGAGGAUGGAGUUAUUCAUGUAUAUCCAAAUAGAGACUCCAAAGAAGAGCUUUUUCCUGUUGCCGAUGCAACUACAUUUUUCACUGACCUUCAUCAUAUACUUCGAGUUAUAGCAGCAGGGAAUAUCAGAUCUUUAUGCCAUCACAGGCUUAAUCUUCUAGAACAAAAAUUCAAUCUUCAUUUGAUGCUCAAUGCGGAUAGGGAAUUUCUCGCCCAAAAAAGUGCUCCACACCGAGACUUCUAUAAUGUUAGAAAAGUGGAUACACAUGUCCACCACUCAGCAUGCAUGAAUCAGAAACAUCUUUUAAGAUUCAUAAAGUCAAAGCUGAGGAAAGAGCCUGAUGAGGUUGUAAUAUUUCGAGAUGGAACAUAUCUGACGUUAAAAGAGGUUUUUGAGAGUCUAGAUUUAACUGGAUAUGAUCUCAAUGUUGACCUUUUGGAUGUCCACGCAGACAAAAGUACAUUUCAUCGUUUUGACAAGUUCAAUCUUAAAUACAAUCCUUGUGGUCAAAGUAGGCUCAGGGAGAUAUUCUUGAAGCAGGAUAAUCUCAUUCAAGGUCGUUUUCUCGGUGAGCUCACAAAGCAAGUGUUUUCUGAUCUUGGUGCCAGUAAAUAUCAGAUGGCUGAAUAUAGAAUAUCAAUAUAUGGGAGGAAGCAAAGUGAGUGGGACCAACUAGCCAGUUGGAUAGUGAAUAAUGAUUUGUACAGUGAGAAUGUUGUUUGGUUGAUUCAGCUUCCCCGAUUGUAUAAUGUGUACAAGGAAAUGGGAAUUGUGACCUCAUUCCAGAACAUGCUUGACAAUAUCUUCAUUCCACUUUUUGAGGUUACUGUUGACCCUGAUUCACAUCCUCAGCUGCAUGUUUUCUUGAAACAGGUUGUUGGGUUGGAUUUGGUGGAUGAUGAAAGCAAACCUGAAAGACGACCAACAAAACACAUGCCCACGCCUGUUCAAUGGACUAAUGUAUUUAAUCCGGCAUAUUCAUACUAUGUGUAUUACUGUUACGCAAAUCUGUACACCUUAAACAAGCUUCGUGAAUCAAAGGGACUGACUACAAUCAAAUUCCGUCCUCAUUCUGGAGAGGCUGGUGAUAUUGACCACCUUGCUGCUACCUUCCUUACGGCUCAUAACAUUGCCCAUGGAAUCAACUUGAGAAAAUCGCCUGUGCUUCAAUAUUUAUAUUAUUUGGCCCAGAUUGGACUGGCAAUGUCUCCUCUGAGCAAUAACUCUCUAUUUUUAGACUACCAUCGAAACCCUUUUCCUGUGUUUUUCUUGCGGGGUUUGAAUGUAUCACUUUCUACUGAUGAUCCACUCCAAAUUCACUUAACAAAGGAACCGUUGGUUGAAGAGUAUAGUAUAGCUGCUUCUGUGUGGAAAUUGAGCUCAUGUGAUUUAUGUGAAAUUGCCCGAAAUUCAGUUUAUCAAUCAGGUUUCUCACAUGCUUUAAAGUCACAUUGGAUUGGUAAGGAAUACUACAAGAGAGGGCCGAAUGGAAAUGACAUUCACAGAACAAACGUUCCUCACAUUCGAUUAGAAUUCCGUGACACGAUUUGGAGGGAGGAGAUGCAACAGGUUUAUUUGGGGAAAUCCAUCAUUCCUGAAGACAUAGAAAAAUAGUGUGGCAAAAGCCUGUAUUUCAUACAUGAGCGCUGGAAAUUGUGAAUAGGGGAAGAAAGUGAGUUCCUCAAACCCAUUCAACCUCAGAUAUCCUGAGAUUGAAGAUGUUACAACACUGGGUCGAUGACAUGAACCUGAUAUAUAAUAACUAAAGAUCCCUGAAUUAUAUCAACGUAUAGCCCUGGGAAAGUGUUCUGUUAAUAUAUUAUUAAUUUAGGCUAGAAUUUUAAAUGGCAACUGUUGAUGCAUGUUGCUGUUAGAAAUAUUAUUGAAAAUAAUAAUAAUGCUGGUAGAAAUAUUAAUUAAUAUGAUCUUUUGAAGAGGGAGAUUCUCUCAAAAUUUUGAUUCCCGGUGCUUGUUAGUUGAAAACUGAUGGGCCUAUAUUACAAGUUUUAUUUUAUUGUA
Molecule: messenger RNA, 3073 nt
Organism: Cicer arietinum (chickpea)
Lineage: Eukaryota; Viridiplantae; Streptophyta; Magnoliopsida; Fabales; Fabaceae
Product: AMP deaminase
Biological process (GO): IMP salvage; AMP metabolic process
Cellular component (GO): cytosol
Molecular function (GO): AMP deaminase activity
Source: RefSeq, a predicted model, not a curated record